UAUCAAGUAAUCCAAAUGUUUACGUCUGCACAGUGCAGCUAGUAAUUUUAAACCAAAAGUUGUGAUUACUUUCCCACCUCUGCGGAUGGUAUGAUCAACUACUAAGCAAGGUUUUUGUUUUGUUUGUUAAUAGAGGUAUUGGGGACUGAACCCAGGACCUCAUGCAUGCUAAGGGGUUCUCGUUCGCAGGGUGCAUUUUCCGGGGAGAAGGACAACCUAUUAACAUUUCAAAAGCGUGUAUGAUGCCAGAAAAUUAUGGAGCUGCCGCUGCUGUCCAAAGGAGCGCUGAGGGGACCAGGCAGGUCAGAGCGAGAGCGAGUCUUCUCCCUGCGUUGGAGGAAGCCUCUCAAGGAGUGGACCUUUGAAUAUCUGUGAAGAAAUGACUAUUCUGCAUGGGGGCUUCUUGCUGGCCGAGCAGCUGUUCCGCCCCAAAGCCUUGGCAGAAUUGACGAAGUCAGACUGGGAGCAUGUUGGGCGGCCCAUUGUGGAGGCCCUGAGGGAGAUUUCCUCCGCCACGGCGUGCUCCCAGCCCUUCGCCUGGAAGAAGAAGGCUCUCAUCAUCAUCUGGGCCAAGGUUCUUCAGCCCUCCCCCGCCACCCCUUCUGACACGGAAACUCGGUGGCAGGAGGAUGUAUUCUUCUCUGUGGGCAACAUGAUCCCCACCAUCAAUCACACAGUCCUUUUUGAGCUGCUCAAGUCCCUGGAAGCUUCCAGCCUCUUCAUCCAGCUCCUCAUGGCCCUGCCCACCACCAUCUGCCGGGCAGAACUGGAGCGCUUCUUGGAGCACAUGACUAUUGACACCUCUUCAAAGGAUGUGGCCUUUUUCCUUGACGUCUGGUGGGAGAUGAUAAAGCACAAGGGCAACCAGCAGGACCCCCUGCUCUCCCAGUUCCGGACGAUGGCCCAUAAGUACCUGGCCUCCUCGGAUGACUUCUCCCACCCUCCAAAGAGGUUUAAGUCAGACCCAGACGUGUGUCCAACCAUGCCCCUGCUGGCCAUGCUGCUCACUGGGCUGAAGCAGAUCCAAAGCAGGAUCCUGUGCCCCGGGAUGAAGUGCUGCACCUUAGCCAACUUGGCUGACAUGCUGACCGUGUUCGCACUGAUGGAGGAUGACCCCCAGGAGGUGUCCGCGACCGUGUAUCUAGACAAGCUGGCCACGGUGAUCUCUGUGUGGAACUCGGACACCCAAAACCCAUAUCACCAGCAAGCACUGGCUGAGAAGGUGAAGGAGGCCGAGCGGGAUGUCAGCCUGACCUCCCUGGCCAAACUGCCAAACGAGACCAUCUUCGUGGGGUUCGAGUUCCUGCGCAGCCUGCUGCGGGAGUGGGGCGAGGAGCUGCAGGCCGUGCUCAGCAGCAGCCAGGGGAUGAAUUAUGACAGCUACCGGCUGUGCGACAGCCUGACUUCCUUCAGCCAGAAUCUGAAGCUGUACCUGGAGACCACCAGCCUGUCCAAGGAGGAGAGGCAGGUGGUCUCUGAGCUGGCGGAGUGUGUAGGGGACUUCCUGAGAAACACCAACAGGGUGCUGGAGAACAAGGGCCCGGAGAAGGACAUCACCGCCUCCAUCGCCAUGGCCAUCAUCGAGCAGAAGAUGGACCGGCACAUGGAAAUGUGCUACAUUUUUGCUUCCGAGAGGAAGUGGGCCUUCUCAGACGAGUGGCUGGCCUGUCUGGCCAACAACAGAGCCCUCUUCCGAGAGCCAGGCCUGGUGUUAAAGCUGUUGGAAACAGUGAUGGACGUCGGCACGAGUGACUGGGCCGUCCCUGAGCCUCAGAUCAAACAAGUGAUUGGCUUGAUCCUGGAGUGUUACACACACCUCUCGCUGCCAGAUAAAAAUAAAGUCCUCUCAGGCGUCCUGCUUUCCUGGGGGCGCAAGGGCCUCUCAGAGAAGUUGUUGGCUUACUUGGAGGGGUUUCAGGAAGACCUCAACACGACCUUUAACCAGCUUGCGCAGAGCGCAUCCGAACAGGGCUUGGCGAAAGCCAUAGCUUCUGUGGCCCGCCUGGUGAUUCUGCACCCGGAGGUCACGGUGAAGAAGGUGUGCAGCCUGGCUGUGGUCAAUCUCGGCAUCCACAAGUUCCUGGCGCAGAUUCUGACUGCCUUUCCCGCCCUCAGGUUCACGGAGGAGCAGGGUCCAAAUCCAUCCCCCACUUUUGUGGUGUCAUGCCUCAAAGAAACCGUCUGGAUGAAGUUAUCCACGCCCAGGGAAGAGAAGCAGUUUCUGGAGCUCCUGAGCUGCCUGGUGAGUCCCGUGAAGCCCCAAGGGAUUCCAGUUGCUGCUCUUCUCGAACCAGAUGAGGUGCUCAAGGAAUUCGUCCUGCCUUUCUUGAUGCUGGAUGCCAAAGAGGUGGACCUCGGCCUGAGGAUCUUCACCCAGACUCUCGAAGGAAAUGCAUGCCUAGAGGAGUACUGGCUGCAGGCCUGUUCUCCGUUCCCGCUCAUCUUUAGCCUGUGCCAGCUCCUGGAUGGCUUCAGCAGAUACUGGCAGCUCCCCAAGGAGCAGCGGUGCCUCACUCUGGAGGGCAAGGAUCGAGCGAUCCACAUCCUGGAGCUCCUCUGCGAGGUGGUCUUAGCCAAUGCCGAGACCUUCUCCCCAGACAUCUGGGUCAAGUCCCUGUCCUGGCUCCACCGGAAGCUGGAGCAGCUGGACUGGACCGUGGGCCUGAGACUGAAGAACUUCUUUGAUGGCCACUUCAAGUGUGAGGUGCCGGCCACGCUUUUUGAGAUCUGUAAGCUUCCCGAGGAUGAGUGGACCUCCCAGGCCCACCCUGGGUACGGGCCCGGCACAGGCCUGCUGGCCUGGAUAGAGUGCUGCUGCAUGUCUAGGGGCCUCUCUGAGCGGAUGCUCGCCCUCCUGGUGGUAGAUGUGGGCAACCCCGAGGAGGUCAGAUUGUUCAGCAAGGGCUUCCUGGUAGCCCUGGUGCAAGUCAUGCCUUGGUGCAGCCCCCAUGAGUGGCAGUACCUCCAACGGCUGACCAGGAGGCUGCUGGAGAAGCAGCUCCUGCAUGUCCCUUACAGCCUGGAGUACAUUCAGUUCUUGCCUUUGCUCAACCUGAAGCCCUUUGCCCAGGAGUUCCAGCUCUCUGUGCUCUUGCUGAGAGCCUUCCAGUUUCUCUGCAGCCAGAGUUGUCGCAAUUGGCUUCCCAUGGAAGGCUGGACUCAUGUGGUCAGACUCCUAUGUAACAGUCUGACCAACCUCCUGGACUCAGUUAGGUUGAUACAAUCACUUGGCCCUUGGGCCCAAGGACAGGAACAGAACCUGACCCAGGAAACCCUAUUUUUUUAUACCCAGGUGUUCUGUCAUGUUCUGCACAUCAUGGCCAUGGUCCACCAAGAGGUGUGUGACCCCCUCUAUGUCUUAGCCUUGGAGAUUCUCACCUGCUACGAAACCCUGAGCAAGACCAACACUUCCGUUAGCUCCUUGCUCCAGAAGGUGAACGAGCAGCGCUUCUUAAAGUCCAUUGCUGAGAACAUUAGCCCUGAGGAGCGGCGCCAAACCCUCCUGCAGAAGAUCAGCAACUUCUGAACUUUGUGGCUCAGAAAACAGCUGAGUCUCUGCUUAGUGGGGUCUGUGAGGGCUGGAGCUGAGAAACACAAACUUUUUUUGGUUAUGUGAGCCCAGAAAUAUGACAAUGACAGUGUAAAGAAAAUAGUUUCUUAGGUAUUUGUAACGUACAAAUUAUAAUAAAAUUCUCUUUUGAGUUU
Vicugna pacos (alpaca) is the source of this 3705-nucleotide messenger RNA. The record is from RefSeq and is a predicted model, not a curated record. Lineage: Eukaryota; Metazoa; Chordata; Mammalia; Artiodactyla; Camelidae.